AUGGCAACAUCCGAGACCAACGGAGACUGCCAUGCACAACUUCAUGAAGCAAGCCGGAGAUGCUACGAAACAAUCCUUUACGGUAUGGUAUCAGCCCAUUCCAUUUCCUCCAUGAUGUUUUCUCGUAUUUUCUCUUACAAAGGACUGCAGGACUACCAUUCUCUGCAUAAAUGGUCCAUCGAAUAUCCCUCUGACUUUUGGAGAUUCACAUUUCAGUAUUUUACUAUCGUGUACUCGGGCACGGUGCCAGACCCAGUUGUAGAUGAGCAUGCUCGCAUGGAUACUGUACCUAAGUGGUUUCCUGGUAUCAAGCUGAAUUUUGCAGAGAACAUAUUGUUUACGGGAAAUUCGGUCGGUCAGCCCUCAUCAAGCCCUGGGAAGGAAGAUGACAAGGUCGCGUGUACACAGGUAAGGGAAGAAGGGUAUUCUCCUGAACAACCCAUUCUCCACGUCACAUGGGCAGAACUGCGUGAACGAGUUGGCAGACUCACACAAGCGAUGAAGGCCCAUGAUGUUGGCAAAGGGGAUCGAGUUGCCGUCGUCGGAAGUGUGUGUGUAGAUACCCUGACUGUCUUUCUGGCUGUCACAGCGCUGGGAGGCAUAUUCUCCAGCAACAGCACCGACCUGGGAGUAUCCGCUGUCCUGGAUCGAUUGACGCAGAUCCAACCCAAACUAGUCUUUGCAGAUGACUACGCUGUAUACCGGGGAUCCAGGACGGAUUUGAGGCCCAAAAUUGCAGAGCUCGUCGCCGGCCUGGAGGACAUCCCUGGAUUCCAGGGCAUCAUAGCCCAGGCACGGUUCCGAGGAUCCCCUACUGAUGUUUCGUCUAUACCCAUGUGCCAGACUUGGGAGACGUUCACAUCCAAAGCGCGUACCUCGGAGCUGGAGUUUGAGAAGAUGGACUUCUCGGAUCCCAUGAUUAUCCUAUACUCCUCAGGGACAACCGGCCAAGCCAAGUGCAUCGUGCACUCAGUAGGAGGUAUCGUUUUGAGCGGUCACAAAGAGUCGACACUUCACCGCGCAGUCGACCACACCUCGUCGCAGUUGCAAUUCACUACAACGAGCUGGAUGAUGUACUUGAGCUCAGUCCAGCUCAUGUUAACAGGUGCUAGGCUUGUCAUGUACGAUGGUCACCCAUUUACUCCGGACACUACCACGUUGCUGCGCUUGGUGGCUCGAGAGAAGAUCACGCAUUUUGGCAUAUCGCCGCGAUAUCUGCAGACCUUGCAGUCCAACGGGGUUGUCCCCAGAGCAUCGUUCGAUCUCAGUCACCUCCAAGUCGUGACCAGCACUGGCAUGAUCCUGUCUGACGCUCUCUUCCAAUGGUUCUAUGAUGUCGGUUUCCCCUCUCGGGUGCUCCUGGCCAACAUAUCCGGGGGCACCGAUAUUGUUGCCGCCUUUGGUACCUGCAACCCUCUUCUUCCCCUCUACGUCGGUGGCUGCCAGUGUAUUUCGCUCGGCAUGGCGGUUUCUGUAUUUGAUCCCACCGUUGAGGGCGACAAACCCAUCAGGGGGCGACCAAUUCCACUAGGCCAGGCCGGUGAGCUUGUCUGCACUCAACAAUUCCCCACCAUGCCCGUACGAUUCUGGGGUGACGAUGAUGGUAGUCGCUAUUUUGAUAGUUAUUUUAAGAAGUACGACAAUUGUUGGACUCAUGGCGAUUUCAUCAGCAUUCAUCCACGUACCAAACAGGUCACUAUGCUAGGACGGGCGGAUGGCGUGUUAAACCCUAGCGGUAUUCGAUUCGGCAGCGCCGAAAUUUACAAUGUCAUCGACACAGAGUUUGCCGACUGCAUCGCCGACAGCGUUUGUGUCGGCCAGAGGCGGCCUCAAGACGAUGAUGAAAGGGUGAUGCUGUUCCUCCUGAUGCAGCCGGGGAGAAAGUUCACAGCAGAGCUGGUUCAGCGAGUGAAGCAGCACAUCAGGGCCCGUCUAUCCGCCCGCCAUGUACCCAGAUUCAUUUUCCAAACACCAGAGAUUCCGAUGACUCUUAAUGCGAAAAAAGUCGAACUGCCAAUCAAGCACAUCGUUUCUAGUCGAGCCAUCAAGCCGUCGAGUUCUCUUGCAAACCCGGCAUGUUUGGACUUUUACUACGAUUUUGCCCGCGACGAAGUAUUGGCUGGAGAGACGGGAUCUGACAAACGCGCAAAGUUGUAG
This is a messenger RNA of Talaromyces rugulosus, 2157 nucleotides long. RefSeq lists its product as uncharacterized. Gene Ontology annotation, biological process: lipid metabolic process. Gene Ontology annotation, molecular function: acetoacetate-CoA ligase activity. The transcript is spliced from 2 exons. NCBI's taxonomy places the organism in Eukaryota, Fungi, Ascomycota, Eurotiomycetes, Eurotiales, Trichocomaceae. The record is from RefSeq and is a predicted model, not a curated record. Gene Ontology annotation, cellular component: cytosol. The coding region runs from base 1 to 2157 and encodes 718 amino acids.